Molecule: messenger RNA, 1665 nt
Organism: Saccharomyces kudriavzevii IFO 1802
Lineage: Eukaryota; Fungi; Ascomycota; Saccharomycetes; Saccharomycetales; Saccharomycetaceae
Gene: VPS30
Product: beclin 1
Exons: 1
Coding region: 1-1665 (554 amino acids)
Biological process (GO): autophagosome assembly; late endosome to vacuole transport; autophagy
Cellular component (GO): phagophore assembly site; phosphatidylinositol 3-kinase complex, class III, type I; phosphatidylinositol 3-kinase complex, class III, type II
Source: RefSeq, a predicted model, not a curated record
AUGAAAUGCCAGACAUGUCACUUGCCACUGCAACUGGACCCGUCUUUACAAGGUCUUAGUUUAACUCAACGAAAUUUACUGCUGUCGAACAAUACAAUUGCUACGGCCACGAAUGAAAACAUCAUUUCUAAUGAUAACAGCGAAGUAAACGACAGUUGUACACUACAGAUACCGGAGGAGAGACUGAAGCGGCUAAGGGAGGUUCAAAACAUAAAAGAGUUGAAUUUAAAAGGUGAUAAAUUGACCACUGAUUCAUUUGUCUUCCUAAACCACGAUGACGAUAAUGCUACUCAUACGGACCAGAACACAAAUAAUCAAGAUUCAGAUGAUGAAAAUGGUGAUAAUAACAAGAAGGCUAAUAGUGAUGCAUCCAACCGAAACAGCACCUUUCGAGAUCAUGAAGAAGAGGAGCAAGAAGUCACAGAUGAGGACGAAAACCAACAAAUACAAUUGAAUUCAAAGACUUUGUCCACCCAAGUCAAUGCAGUGACCAACGUAUUCAACAUUUUGUCGUCUCAAACAAAUAUAGACUAUCCUAUUUGUCAGGACUGUUGCAAUCUUUUAAUACAUAGGCUGAAAAGUGAGUAUGAUGAUGCAAUUAAAGAAAGAGAUACCUACGCUCAAUUUUUAUCAAAGUUAGAAACUCAGAAUAAGGAAAUAUCAGAAACUAUUAGCCAGAAGCAGUCCUCCAAUCUUUCAGAAAAUGAAAGUUUAAAGAAGGAGAAAAAAAGGCUUUUAGAACAAUUAUUGCGUCUGGAAGCUACAGAUAAUGAUCUAGAUGAGGAGCUAACUCGUUUACAGGAGAGGAAAGUGAGCUUAGAAGAUGAAAAACUACAAAAACUGAGAGAUCAGAAUUUAAUGGAUUUGAACAACAUCCAAUUCAAUAAGAAUUUACAAUCAUUAAAAGUGCAAUACGAGUUGUCCCUAAAUCAAUUAGACAAAUUAAGAAAGAUCAAUAUAUUCAAUGCUACUUUCAAAAUAUCACACAGUGGCCCCUUUGCCACUAUAAAUGGAUUGAGAUUGGGCAGUAUCCCAGAAACAGUAGUACCUUGGAAGGAAAUCAAUGCAGCGCUGGGUCAACUAAUUCUUUUGCUGGCUACCAUAAAUAAAAACCUGAAGAUAAACUUAGCGGACUAUAAGUUACAACCGAUGGGUUCAUUUUCAAAAAUUAAAAAAAGAAUAUCCAACAAUAUUGAAAAUAACAACUCCGCCGUGAAUCCUCCCGGCGAUUGGUUAAUUCUACCUGUCUAUAACGACGAAAAUUUCAAUUUGGGGAAAAUUUUUCACAAGGAGACCAAGUUCGAUAAAUCCUUAGAAACAACACUAGAAAUAAUAAUACAGAUAACUCAGCAACUUUCUACAAUAGCGUCAUCAUUGUCAAGUCGAACAAUGACGGCAAGCCAGGAUGGAAAUUCAAUAAAUGACGAUCACACCGAUAAUGACACAUCAAUCCUAGAACUGCCCUACAUUAUGAGUAAGGAUAAAAUAAACGGAUUAUCCGUUAAAUUGCAUGGUAGCAAUCCAAACCUUGAAUGGACAACGGCUAUGAAGUUUUUAUUAACAAAUGUUAAGUGGUUGCUGGCGUUUUCUUCCAAUUUAUUAUCCAAGUCAAUCACUUUAAGCCCCACAAACAAUAAUAAUGAUACGACAGUCUUUAGCAGUUGA